AUGGAUUCCCAACAAACACGGCCGUUCCGCAUUGUUAUUGCUGGGGCCGGCCUCGUGGGCUUGACUGCGGCACACAUUUUGCACCACGCCCACAUCGACUUUGUAAUCCUAGAGAAGCGGGGUGAUCCUGCCCCAAAAGUUGGCUCCGUCAUGACAAUCUGGCCGCAGACAUCCCGUAUAUUCCAACAGCUGCGUCUCAGUGAGGUUCUUGAUCCUCUCAUGGAGUCGUUACGGACCAGCAUGGUCAUCUCUGGGGAUGAUUCGCACACGAUUGAUGUCUCUGACUUUCCAUCUGUCCUUGAGAAACAUCACGGCUGGGGACUUCGUAUUCUACUCCGCACACAGUUGGUGGAAGCACUAUACACUAUGCUCCCUGAGGAAGCCAAGUCAAAGGUUCUCCUUGGGAAACAGGUUGAUAGUGUAUAUAUGGAUGAAUUCGGUGUUCAGGUGACCUGUCAGGACGGCCAUACGGAAAAGGGAGCCAUCCUCAUUGGUGCUGAUGGCGUUCGGAGCCGCACGCGCUUAUGUAUGGAGGCUCUGAGACAACAUAAAUCACCCCAUGAUCUGGAUGAGAGAUAUCAAAGCCCGUAUCGCUCGACCUACAGGGUUCUUGUCAGCCAAGUUGAGCCGUUGCCCGAUGCCCCUUCCCAUAUCAAAUGUGACGGCGUCAACUACGGCGCUGCAACGCAAUAUCUGCACGGAAAAAAGGUUUCCUGCUUCGCCAUCUACGAGAAGCUGGCGAAACCGUCUUCGAAACACCACCGCUACACGGACGAUGAUAAGCGUGAAAUGCUCAAGCGCUGGAGCCACCUGAUGGUCAUGCCAAACUACCCGGUUCAGGAUUUGAAAUUGACGGGCGGCAAUAUUGGGCUUUACGACUGCGAAGAGGGCUUCAUUUCCGACUGGUACCACGGUCGUAUUGUGCUAGUGGGUGAUGCGGUAAGGAAGCUUGAUCCCCGCACUGGCAUGGGAUACAAUGAGGGGGUGAUCGACCUUGUGGUGCUAAUCAACGGUAUCCGAGGGACAUCCGGAGUUCUUUCUCCGCGAAAGGUGGGCCCAACCAUUGCUUCACUUGGGAAGACCUUUCAAGAUUAUGAGAAGACGAGGACCAAGCAUGUGAGCACUGUAAUGGGGAUAUCAAAAACAUUCGCUCGGGCUUCGGCAUGGCUUUCGUGGAAAGACAUGGUUAUGGCCAGGUACUUGCAGCCAUAUUUGAGACUAACUGAUCUCUGUGUGGCAUUUAUUCUUGAUCCUAUGAUAAGGGCGUCACCCCUCCUGAACGGGACAAGAGAAAUCGGGCAGAUAGGUGAUUAA
This is a messenger RNA of Microdochium trichocladiopsis, 1314 nucleotides long. RefSeq lists its product as uncharacterized. The record is from RefSeq and is a predicted model, not a curated record. Lineage: Eukaryota; Fungi; Ascomycota; Sordariomycetes; Xylariales; Microdochiaceae. Bases 1 to 1314 code for a protein of 437 amino acids. The transcript has 2 exons. Gene Ontology annotation, molecular function: FAD binding.